CUUCUUCUUCCCAAUUAACUCAAAUCCAAUCAAAGCUCUCUGCUCUACAUAUCUCCUCUCCCUUAGUUCUUUUAACACAUUUACCAACACUUGCAAAUGGCAGGUAGAGAGAUGGGGAUGGUUCUGGUAGCUGUCCUUGUGGCCAUGCUCUGGGCAGGAGCAGUGGCCCAAUCCUCAAGCUGCACUAGUGUGAUUGUUAGCAUGUCACCAUGCCUGAACUACAUUACAGGGAAUUCAUCAACCCCAUCUUCCUCUUGCUGCUCUCAGCUUGCCAGUGUUGUCAAAUCUACUCCCCGAUGCCUGUGCGAGGUCCUUAAUGGUGGUGCCUCAUCACUGGGGAUUGAAAUUAACCAAACUCAGGCUUUAACUCUCCCCAAUGCUUGCAAUGUCCAAACUCCCCCUGUCAGCGAGUGCAACACUGUUUCCCCAACAGCAUCUCCAGCUGGGGCGCCAGACACAAAGACUACACCAGCCGCACCGGCAGCAAAGCCAGAAUCCAAGGCCACGCCAGCUGUGCCAAGCAUUCCAUCAGGAGGCGGAUCUAAGACAGGUCCAUCGACUACUGGGAGCACAUCAGACGGCAGUUCCAUCAAAUUGACUUCUUAUAUGCUCUUCAUCCUUCUCUUCACUGCAUCAUAUGCUUUCGCCAGUUUUUGAGUUCUCUUCAACUAUUCAGUCUCCCUUUUUCCCAAAAAAAAAAAAA
Nelumbo nucifera (sacred lotus) is the source of this 703-nucleotide messenger RNA. Its product is annotated as non-specific lipid transfer protein GPI-anchored 5-like. The record is from RefSeq and is a predicted model, not a curated record. Lineage: Eukaryota; Viridiplantae; Streptophyta; Magnoliopsida; Proteales; Nelumbonaceae. Gene Ontology annotation, biological process: lipid transport. Gene Ontology annotation, molecular function: lipid binding.